This is a messenger RNA of Penicillium longicatenatum, 2385 nucleotides long. RefSeq names its product dynamin-related GTPase DNM1. Bases 1 to 2385 code for a protein of 794 amino acids. Gene Ontology annotation, biological process: peroxisome fission; mitochondrial fission. NCBI's taxonomy places the organism in Eukaryota, Fungi, Ascomycota, Eurotiomycetes, Eurotiales, Aspergillaceae. Gene Ontology annotation, molecular function: GTPase activity; GTP binding; microtubule binding. The transcript is spliced from 3 exons. Gene Ontology annotation, cellular component: peroxisome; cytoplasm; membrane. The record is from RefSeq and is a predicted model, not a curated record.
AUGGCGUCGCUAGGUGAGGAUCUGCUUGUCACUGUGAACAAGCUCCAGGACCUGGUGUUCAACACUAUUGGAAAUGACUCCCUUGAUUUGCCUCAGAUUGUCGUUGUCGGCUCCCAAUCAUCGGGCAAGUCGUCAGUACUGGAGAACAUUGUUGGACGAGACUUCUUACCACGCGGCAGCGGCAUCGUUACUCGCCGUCCCUUGAUUCUGCAACUUAUCAACAUCCCUAGCGAGCGUGAAGACCUGCCCGAUCACGAUGAGGUCCAUGUUCCGCACACUGCAGCCAGUGUCGCCGGCCAGCACGAAUGGGCUGAAUUCCACCACCAGCCCGGCCGCAAAUUCGAGGAUUUUGCGUCUGUCAAGCAGGAAAUUGAAGCUGAGACGGCACGGAUUGCAGGAAGCAACAAGGGAAUCAAUCGGCAGCCAAUCAACCUCAAGAUAUUCUCCCCCCAUGUCCUCAAUUUGACCCUGGUAGACUUGCCAGGCUUGACCAAAGUGCCGAUUGGCGAUCAACCUUCCGACAUUGAAAAACAGACUCGGACUCUCAUCUUAGAAUACAUCGCCAAACCGAAUAGCAUAAUCCUUGCAGUAUCACCGGCCAACGUGGACCUGGUCAAUUCGGAAGCAUUGAAGCUGGCGCGCCAGGUGGACCCCAUGGGCCGCAGGACAAUUGGAGUUUUGUCCAAGCUGGAUCUCAUGGAUCACGGGACUAAUGCUAUGGACAUCUUGUCUGGCCGGGUUUACCCUCUGAAAUUGGGUUUUAUCGGCGUGGUCAAUCGAUCGCAACAGGAUAUCCAGUCGGGCAAGUCGCUUGCCGAUGCUUUGCGUGCCGAAGCAGACUUCUUCCGCCACCACCCGGCAUACCGCAACAUGGCCAACCGGUGUGGUACUCAGUUCUUGGCCAAGACCUUGAAUUCCACCCUCAUGACCCAUAUUCGAGACCGGUUGCCCGACAUUAAAGCUCGUCUGAACACCUUGAUGGGCCAAACCCAACAAGAGUUGGCUAGCUACGGCAACAAACAAUUUAGUGGCAAGGAGCAUCGGGGAUCCUUGAUUUUGCAGCUUAUGACUCGCUUUGCCUCUUCCUUCAUCUCGUCCAUCGACGGAACAUCCUCUGAAAUAUCCACCAAGGAGCUUUGUGGCGGUGCGCGAAUCUACUACAUUUUCAACGAGGUCUUUGGCAACUCUCUGGAGACAAUUGACCCUACACACAACUUGACAGUUUCGGAUAUUAGAACGGCCAUCCGCAACUCAACGGGUCCUCGACCCAGUCUCUUUGUGCCAGAGCUCGCAUUCGAUCUCUUAGUUAAGCCGCAGAUUAAGUUGCUCGAGGCGCCCUCCCAACGCUGUGUGGAAUUGGUCUACGAAGAGCUGAUCAAGAUUUGCCAUACCUGUGGCUCGCAAGAGCUUUUGCGCUUUCCUCGCCUGCAGGGCAAGCUGAUUGAAGUGGUAUCGGAUCUUCUUCGUGAACGCCUGGGACCAUGCUCCAGCUAUGUAGAGUCUUUGAUUUCCAUUCAAAGGGCCUACAUUAAUACCAACCACCCCAACUUCCCUGGCGCUGCAGCUGCCAUGCAGUCGAUCAUUCAGAAUAGGCAAGAAGAGGAGCGGAAGGCUAUCCUGGCUGAGGAGAAGAGGAAACGAGAAAAGAGACGCCAGAAGGAGCUCGGCGCGGCCAAUGGCACUGUUGGCAUGCCAGAGGACGAGGAAGCCCAGUCGGAAUCCAAACCACACAAUCUGCCCCUUCGAAACCAUUCUACCAAAGGCACACGUAGCAUGUCUCCCAAUGUGGGCCGCAACGCGGAGAAUGGCAUCACAGCCACUCUAAAUGGCGCCCACGCAAGUCAAUCGGCCGGUUUCGGUGGCUCGCACACUACCCGUGAUUCCUUCCUGAACUACUUCUUCGGCAAGGAAGGCGUUCAAAAUCCGGCUUCGCCACCCCAGCAGCUGAAUCGAGUUGCCCACAUGAGUGAGCCUAGUAUCAGUCAGAGCAUCCGCCGCGCAGAGGUUCGGUCACCGGUGUCAGAGGAGUACACCGCUCCUUCUGAGUAUGGAGGUGAUGUAUCUGUGUUUCCCAAUGAAAACGCAGAACCCACUCUCACUGACCGGGAGAUGCUGGAGACUGAACUCAUUCGUCGGCUGAUUUCCUCAUACUUCCAUAUUGUACGUGAGACUAUUGCCGAUCAGGUUCCCAAGACCAUCAUGCACUUGCUCGUCAACCACAGUAAGGAUGUCGUUCAGAACCGACUGGUCAGCGAACUCUACAAGGAGGAUCUGUUCGGGGAGCUGCUGUACGAGGACGAUGGCAUCAAGGCCGAGCGUGAGAAGUGCGAGCGGUUGCUGGAUACCUACAAAGAGGCCGCGAAGAUUGUGGGUGAAGUGUUAUAG